CAUCUCGUUGGCGCCGUAGCGGAAGGAGCAUACCAGUGUUUUCCGUAGUCAUCGUUAGCUAGCAGAAGAUACCUUCCCCGACCGUUGUUGUCCCAGAUAAAAUAUAUCUGUUAUUUAGCCAAGUUUAUAUUUGCCAAAAUGCCGUUGGAAAAUCUGGAAGAAGAGGGUCUGCCUAAAAACCCUGAUCUUAGGAUAGCACAGCUGAAAUUUUUGCUCACGAUGGAUGGUCACCGACAAGAUGUUAAAGUGAAAACCGAGCUCAUGGACUCAAUAAAAGAAAACAGUGAGUAGCUAACGUUAGCCAGAAAGUGCCGGUACUGGCAAAGUAGCAAGCUACUGGCUUCUGCCAAGCUAAUAAACCGAAAAUAGUAACGUUAGCCAUAUAUUUCGUUUACAACAUAACUACGUGGCCUAGCAAGUCAUGCUAGCUAGCGUAUCCUAGUCUAGCUUGAAAACCAGUGCUGAAAUUGCUAACGUUAGCUAGCUACUGUAGUUAGCUAACUCGCCUAGCACAUCUUUGUCGGUAGUAGCGAGUAGAGUAGACUUGCUAACUAACGCGUUAAGAUGGAUAGCUAACUAGGUACACUACACUGAACAAAAAUAUAAACGCAACAUGUAGUGUUGGUCCCAUGUGUCAUGAGCUGAAAUAAAAGAUCCCACAUUUUCAAUAUGCACAAAAUGUGUUAAUCUACAAUGUUGUGCACACAUGUAUUUACAUCCCUGUUACAGAGAAUUUCUCCUUUGCCAAGAUAAUCCACCCACCUGACAGGUGUGGCAUAUCAAGAAGCUAAUUAAACAGAAUGAUCAUUACACAGGUGCACCUUGUGCUGGGUACAAUAAAAGGCCACUCUAAAAUGUGCAGUUUUGUCACACAACACAAUCCUACAGAUGUCUCAAGUUUUGAGGGAGCGUGCAAUUGGCAUACUGACUGCAGGAAUGUCAACCAGAGCUGUUGCCAGAAAAUUGAAUGUUAAUUUCUCAAGAGAAUUUGGCAGUACGUCUAACCGGCCUCACAACUGCAGACCACGCCAGCCCAGGACCUCCACAUCCGGCUUCUUCACCUGCGGGAUCGUCUGAGACCAGCCACCCUGACAGCUGAUUAAACUUUGGGCUUGCACAACUGGUUAAUUUCUGAACAAACUGUCAGAAACCGUCUCAGGGAAGCGCAUCUGCGUGCUCGUUGUCCUCACCAGGGUCUUGACCUGACCACAGUUCGGCGUCGUAACCAACUUCAGUGGGCGAAUGUUCACCUUCGAUGGCCACUGGCAGGUUGGAGAAGUGUGCUCGUCACGGAUGAAUCCCUGUUUCAACUAUACCGGGCAGAUGACGUCAUGUUGGCAAGUGGUUUGCUGAUGUCAACGUUGUGAACAGAGUGCCCCAUGGUGGGGUUAUGGUAUGGGCAGGCAUAAGCUACGGACAAUGAAGGCAAUUUGAAUGCACAGAGAUACUGUGACGAGAUCCUGAGGCCCAUUGUCGUGCCAUUCAUCCUCCACCAUCACCUCAUGUUUCAGCAUGAUAAUGCACGGCCACAUGUCGCAAGGAUCUGUACACAAUUCCUGGAAGCUGAAAAUGUCCCAGUUCUUCCAUGGCCUGCAUACUCACCAGACAUGUCACCACCCAUUGAGCAUGUUUGGGAUGCUCUGGGUCGACGUGUACGACAGCGUGUUCCAGUUCCCGCCAAUAUCCAGCAACUUGUCACACUCCUCCUCAAUGGCGGUGCAAACAUUCCAUGAGGCAUUUGCAUGAGGCAAAUGGUGGUCAUUCCCAGUCGUGGAAUCCAUAGAUUAGGGCCUAAUGAAUUUCUUUCAAUUGACUAAUUUCCUUAUGUAUUGUAACUCAGUAAAAUCUUUGUAAUUGUUGCAUAUUGCAUUUAAUAUUUUUGUUCAGUGUAGUUAGCAUCACUGUCAGACAUAAACCUUGCCAGAAGAUACCGAACCUACCGUUACGUUUGUUUACACUGAGCUGCACUGGGGUCGGAACGCAAUAAUUUUUACAUUAAGACACCGUGGAGCCAGCACGAGAUAUGGGUCGUAAAACAUACCUCAAUGGCGGGAUGGGAUAUGCCACUGUACUUCAGAUUUUACCUUUAUCCACACUGCUCCAUUAAGAAGAUUGAAAUACUGAUAGUUUUCCAGGAAAACUGCAAUUUUUGCCCUCAUGCUAGCUAGCAGUAUGGAGUACAGUGGCAUAUCACAUCCCGGCAUUGAGGUAUGUUUUCCGACCCAUGAUUGCGUUCCGACCCCAGUGCAGCUCAGUGUAAACAAGCUAACGGUAGGGUCGGUAUCUUCUGGCAAACAUAAACCUAUCCAUAUCAAACUGCUACUUAGUCAGUUAGCUAGUAGCUAACUAGUUAGAUACUCAAUAAAUGAAAUUAGCUAGCUAACCAGACACAUAUUGAAGAAAAAUUGCUAGCUAGCUAGAAUGUUGCCAAAGGUUACAACUGUCAAGUUGAAGCUAGCUAGCUAGUCACUAACGUGGUAGCUGACGAAUUGUCUCUUGUUACAGAUAUGGCACCUUACUACGAGAGCCUGUGUAAAGACCUGAAGUGGCAGCUUGACACAGACCUGCUGAGUAAGAUGAAGAAGGCCAACGAGGACGAGCUGAAACGCCUGGAUGACGUCCUGGAAGAUGCCGAGAAGAACCUUGGGGAGAGUGAAAUUCGAGAUGCAAUGAUGGCUAGAGCUGAAUAUCUCAUCAGAAUUGGGAAUAAGGUGCUUUUGCAUUCAUAAGCUGUUAGAUUCAGAGCAGAGGCCAAUGAAUCAGAAGUCAUGUUAAAUGUUAUCAGUCGUAGUGCCAUGGUUGGACGGUGGACCUUAUACAAUAUACACACAGUAUCACACUAUACAUACACAGUAACUGCAAGAAUCUGCCCCAGAAAACCCCAUUCCGACUUAGCCAUGCAUGUAGGUCAUUAGCUUCACCAAAUAACCCAUGAACUUCACAUCACCCGUAUCAUAUGUGUUUUCCUUGCUGUGUAAUUCCACAGGAGGAAGCGUUGACUGCCUUCAGGAAGACCUUUGAUAAGACUGUGGCCCUGGGACAUCGACUAGACAUUGUGUUCUACCUGCUAAGGAUUGGACUGUUCUACAUGGACAGUGACCUCAUCACGCGUAACACUGAGAAAGCCAAAAGGUAGUUUGGCUAAAAGGCACUGCUUCUCUCUGCAUUCAAUACUCUAUGAUGACAUGCCAUUAAAGGCCUUCACUAACUAUUUAAAGUCUCAUAUUUGUGGUAACUGGCACGGUUUCGAUUUCAUAGCAGCCAGCAACAUUUUGCCCGCCAUGCCAUUGUAUUGACUCUUAUUUAUUGUAAGCCGUUGUUUUUCUAUAUUCUCGUAUUUUGUAAGCAUCAUCAUUUCAAUGUUCUACUUGUUUGUGUCUGCACAGCCUUAUUGAGGAGGGGGGUGACUGGGACAGGAGGAACCGUCUCAAGGUGUACCAGGGCUUGUACUGUGUGGCCAUCCGCGACUUUAAACAGGCUGCUGAGCUCUUCCUGGACACAGUGUCCACCUUCACCUCCUACGAGCUCAUGGACUACAAGACCUUUGUCACAUACACCGUCUACGUCUGCAUGAUUGCCCAGAAGAGGCCUGACCUCAGAGAAAAGGUUGGUAGCAGGAGAGGAAGAUUCUGGAGCCACGUGGUGUUGUCGUCAACAGGGCAUUCAUGUGCUUACGUAAUUCUAGAGUUGGUAGUUUUGCAGACUUUGUACUUACCCUGACAGACGCUAAGACACGUAUGGUUGCAGAGAAACAGAAUUUGUUUAGACAAUACUUUCUACAUGUCAGAACAUGUACAUUUAAACUUGUUUUGACAAGUGAGGACACAUGUUUUAUACAGCUGGCAGAUUUCCAGUUCUGUCAUGACUAUCUCCUGUUGACUGUGUUGUUCUCCCUCAGGUGAUAAAGGGAGCAGAGAUCCUGGAGGUGCUGCACAGUCUCCCUGCUGUCCGCCAGUACCUCUUCUCACUCUAUGAGUGUCGCUAUUCCGUUUUCUUCCAGUCACUGGGUGAGACACCCCUUUUGCUCUCCCCUCAUUUAGUCUUGUAAAAAGUAAAGCUGAAGAAUGAAUGUCCGCAGCCAGUGAGUGCACAUGCAUGUUUCACUAUCCCCCAUUCCUUAUUUGUAAACCAGUUUCUCUGUCCCCUCUUUGCAGCCACAGUGGAGCAGGAUAUGAAGAAGGACUGGCUGUUUGCCCCUCAUUACCGUUACUAUGUGAGGGAGAUGCGUAUCCAUGCCUACAGCCAGCUCCUGGAGUCAUACCGCUCACUCACCCUGGGCUACAUGGCUGAGGCCUUUGGAGUCAGCACAGAGUUCAUUGACCAGUGAGUCUCACGUCUAACUCUUGUUCCAUACCCACAAUGCCGAUUAGUGCUCCAUUGUCUUACGUCAGACAGCGAGACGACUUCAUCUGCACUGAUGGUUGACGACUGCGAGUCGUGUAGGAAUGUCGCCACCUUUCAGAAGACAAUUGGUGCGCUUGAUUACACCGCUACAGAAAAGGUACUGUGAUAACUUAAUUUGUUUUUCCUUCGCUCUCAGGGAACUCUCACGAUUCAUAGCUGCUGGUCGCCUCCAUUGCAAAAUCGACAAAGUAAACGAGAUUGUGGAAACAAACAGGUAAGAAUUACAUUCCCACAUACAUGUAAAACAAUUGGUUUCUUUAUUCGAAGUGGCAGAGCUCAGUGUUGUAUUUUCUUUCCUCCAGACCUGAUAGUAAGAACUGGCAGUACCAGGAGACCAUCAAGAAAGGGGACCUGCUGCUCAACCGUGUCCAGAAGCUGUCUCGAGUUAUCAACAUGUAAAAUGGAUGGCAGUGUUACCAUUGUUCUUUGGGUGGGAGAGCUGGAUUUUUCUGUUGUACCAGUAUCCAAACCAAUUGUGUCUGAAGAAGUGACCCUUAUAUUGUGUAUAUACAAUUCUUUUCGGUGACUUCGGUUUCCUUUGAUACAGACUUGAAUGAAAGAGUUAACGAUUUUACAGAAAUAAAAUCAGUAAAGAAGCGGCGCAAGUUUCUGUUUAAAUAGCUGUAUAAAUAAUUUUUUAUUUACAGAAACCUGUUACAAAACAAAUAGAAUAUACAAUCUUUUCUUUAAAUAUUAAGUAAAUCUAACCUACAAUGUUUGUUCAUGAAUUACAUAGCAGCCAAUACACAAGUCCAGCUGAUCAAAUGAUUCUGAUAAUGUAUACAAAAAAAAAACUACACGCUCUUACGUACUGAGGAUAUUUUCCUUCCACAAGCUGUGUUGUCUCACUUUCACAUUCCAAGUCUGUGGUACUUGACAAAAACAUCUUUGCAAAGUUUCCAUCACAUAAAAACAAGGUUAGCGUUUUCAGUGGGAGGUUGAGGGUAAACAAAACACUUUACUGAACCUGUUACAAGCAAUUCAUAACCGACCAGGGAGCUUAAACACCCCCUGGUCUGCACCAAUUUCAGACGUCUCAUCUGGAAAACGUUGAUAAAUCAGAAGGACAAAACUUAAGUGUUUCAUACCAGCUAGCUGACAAGGUUUUUUUCUUUAUUUUACCACAUUUAGGGUUCAUAGGCAGAUUUUAAAAGCUAGCUCCUAAAACACAACAGUCAAGGUAAAACAAAUUAAAAAAGCUCUGUCCUCAAGCAGUCAGUGUGAAACAAAUUCAGGCACUUUCUUAUUUCAACAUUUUGAAAAGCUGCAAACUAAGAAUUUCCUUAAAAUGCUGUGCUUCAAAUUAUGUUUGGCAACAAUGACGCAAGCAGAUGCACUGUUUGAAGUGUUCCAUCUACAUUGCUUUAAAUGAUUGCUUAAGUCCCUUCAGCCUUAAAGGAAAGUGUUUCAAUGAUGAAAUGUUAUUAGGUCUACAUCUACAGAGGCUGUGUUUACACAGGCAGCCC
Molecule: messenger RNA, 5870 nt
Organism: Coregonus sp. 'balchen'
Lineage: Eukaryota; Metazoa; Chordata; Actinopteri; Salmoniformes; Salmonidae
Source: the annotation of a GenBank genome assembly